UUAGAUCGAAGCUCCAGAUGGACUUGAAUGGGCUCCGGGUUCAGUUGGUUUGUUUUUUAAGUGUAAAAGUCAGUGCUUUAGAUGCAUGGAGUCUGAGUUAAUGUUGGAUACUGAUAAUUUAUAGUGGAUUUUUGGAAUCCGGGGGAACAAAUUUCAUAUCUGACAUGCCAAGAUAUUCUAAAAAAUCUGGAGGAUCCAUGGUGGAUAUAGAUCUGUGCUUGUAGGCGAAAACAGGAUGUCGACCCUGCCAUCGGAAAACAGCCUUGAAGAUGCGUACAGCCGCAGCUUCUGGAUGCCUGGGAACUAUCAGCGCACUGUGAAGCGAACAGAAGAUGCUUUCCAGGCCUGUAAUGACAUCGUGGCGUGUUUCCAAGAGAGAGCUCGCGUGGAGAGGCAAUACGCCCAGCAGCUCAGUGAAUGGAGCAACAAGUGGAAGCCAGUGGUGGACUCUAGUCCUCUAUACGGCUCUCUUAUGAAGGCUUGGCAGUGUUUUCUGUCCUCCGCCGACCGGCUGGCCGCCUUACACGCCACCAUCUGUCGCUCCCUGGUGUCGGAGGAUGGAGAUCGGGUCAGGACCUGGCAGAAGGAGACCUUCCACAAGAAGUUAUUUGGAGGCUUCAAGGAGUCCCAUGACGCUGAGACGGGGUUUGCACGUGCUCAGAAGCCGUGGGCUAAAAGACUUAAAAAGCUGGAUAAAGCAAGAAGAGCAUACCAUAAGGUGAGCCGGAAAGAGCAGGCAGCCAGAGAGCGAGAGGCACACACUCAGGGAAACCCUGACGUCUCCAUAGACAAACAGAAGAAGAUCCAGGAGGAAAGAGAAGUGGCUCAACAGGAGGCUGAGAAGGUUCGUGCGCGCUAUGAGAAGGUCCUGGAGGAGGUGAACACCUAUGCUCCUCGCUACAUGGAGGAGAUGGAGUCCGUCUUUGACCAAUCACAGGAGGAGGAGCGCAAGAGGAUUGUAUUUCUCAAACAGGCUUUCCUUUCCAUCCACAAACACCUGGACAUCACCAACAAUGAGAGCGUGCGGGCCGUGUACAACGAGCUCCACAACACACUCAUGGCUAUCGAUGAGCAAGAGGACCUACGCUGGUGGAAAAACACCCACGGGCCCGGCAUGCCGACUGACUGGCCUCACUUCCAGGAAUGGUCACCUGAAAAGAAAACCAAAAAAGGGAAGAAAGAAGUGGAAAAGACAGGAACAAUAGAGAAGAGUGUGAUGAUUGGAGGAGUGAAAGUAAGGGCUCUGUAUGAUUAUGUCGGCCAGGAGACGGAUGAGCUGUCCUUUAAAGCAGGUGAAGAGUUUCUGAAGAUUGAGGAUGAGGAUGACCAAGGAUGGUGUCGGGGGAAGAAGGAUGGUGGGUGGGAGGGGCUUUACCCAGCCAACUAUGUGGAGGUGGUGUAGUGACCGCAUGCAGAUUGAAUGUGAAAGAUCUUGUUAUAUCACCACAUUUCACAGCCUGGAUAAAUAUCAAAAUGUCAAAAACACAAACUCAGCGCUGUAAACUCAAAGUAGCUGUUAGCCAAAGAUGGGGAGUGUGAGCACACGUCGGUGGAUAUUUUGGCGUACAGAGAUUUUUUUUUUUUUUUUUUUAUUAAACUGGUAUAUAAUCUCGAAGGAUUUUUUUUUUGGAUAUGUUUUAAUAUAUACAGUAUGCAUAGACCACUUGUAUUGAAGCCAUAUAAAUAAACAAUGCUUUAAUGUAAAGAAAAAAAACAUAGCAUGCUGGAGUGUAAAGGCACACAUCCAUCUGGUGCUGAAAUCAGUAGUGGAGCCAGAAAAUUUUAAAGGGGUGGUCAGGCUGAGACCAUCAUUUCUCAUCGUCUCAAGACUUAUUUUUCUUGCAUGGCAAAUUGCUGCAGGUCAGAUAAUCUCUUUGCUCUCAUUGUGACUGCAAUGAAUGCAACGUAAAGUUCAUUAAAUCGUUACAGUUUUAAUAAGUGGUCAGAUACAUGUGUGUAGGAGCAAUGGCAAAGAGAAAUGGUUUCACAAAAAAAAAAAAAAAAAAAAAAAAAAAAUCAAUCCAGUUCGGCUUACAAAAACAAAACAAAGAAAAUUAAGUUAUGCAGUUGUACAUGGCCCUCUGAUAGUCUGUGGUGGCCAUGGGCCCCCUGGCCCCCCGGGUCGCUCCCCUGACUAAAAUUGCUGUAUAGAGUGCUAUUUUCUUUUAGCUGCUUUUUGUUUUGUUUUUUAAAGCCUCAUGAUAUUAAAAUGCUCGCAAAGCCUCACAACAUAUGAAAAAA
Archocentrus centrarchus (flier cichlid) is the source of this 2241-nucleotide messenger RNA. Its product is annotated as protein kinase C and casein kinase substrate in neurons protein 3-like. Gene Ontology annotation, molecular function: protein binding; phospholipid binding. Gene Ontology annotation, biological process: plasma membrane tubulation; cytoskeleton organization; regulation of endocytosis. Gene Ontology annotation, cellular component: plasma membrane; endosome; cytoplasm. The coding region runs from base 236 to 1402 and encodes 388 amino acids. Lineage: Eukaryota; Metazoa; Chordata; Actinopteri; Cichliformes; Cichlidae. The transcript has 10 exons. The record is from RefSeq and is a predicted model, not a curated record.